Molecule: messenger RNA, 701 nt
Organism: Mesorhabditis belari
Lineage: Eukaryota; Metazoa; Nematoda; Chromadorea; Rhabditida; Rhabditidae
Source: the annotation of a GenBank genome assembly
CUCUCUAUCACACCGAGCAACUCCAAAGCUUCAUCGACAGCAAAUUUUUCGAUCAAUUCCUCGAAGAUUUCAAUACAAAAGAUAAAACUACGAAAGGAAUCCAUCGUUGCAUGGAGAAUUUCCCGAAGUACAAAGAAAAAUUGGAAAUUCUUUUGCCGGUAGCCGAAAUCUUCGUCAAUCCGAAAGUCUAUCGGGAACUUCGGAAGAGAAAUUGUCGAAUUGAUCUAUUGUGUCAAGGUGAUCUCUGGCCACCGAAUGUGAUGUGGAAUCACGAUUCGAAAGAUCCAGAAAACAAAAAGCUUAAAGCUAUUUUGGAUUGGCAACAAGUUCACCUCGGCAAUCCGUUGGAAGACUUAGUGAAAUGGUUGAGUCUGUCAAUUGAUCCAGAAAAGUACAAGAAUAGCAUCACAAAAUUCCUUGCUUACUACUACGAGAAUUUGCUGAAAUUCGCCGGUGAUCGCUUGGUUCCCUGGAAAGAUUUUGAGGAGUUUCAAAAAUGCUACGAAUUGAUGUACGUUUGGCAAACGGCGUUGUACUGUCCAAUUGUCGCGAAUACGGGAGAUUUGAUCUUUGAGGGGAUUAAAGAUGAGAAAACGAUUGCGCCGUUGCGAAAAGUGUAUCACGAGAAAUUCUUGGUGAUGAUCGAUGAAUCUGUGGAAUUGAUUGAGAAAUGGAAACACGAAAUAUUUGAGAUAACAAUA